CCCGCCCCUAUUGUUCCGCCCCCGGCCUCCCGCCCUUCCCCUUCCCGCCCGCUCCCCUUUUCCCCUCAGUCGUCUCGCGCCUGCAGUUUUUUGGCUUUCACCCUCACCAGUGACCAAAGACUUGACCACUCAAAGUCCCGCUCCCUAUAACACUGCUCGACAUGGACACCGGUGUGAUUGAAGGUGGAUUAAAUGUCACGCUCACCAUCCGGCUACUUAUGCAUGGAAAGGAAGUUGGCAGUAUCAUCGGAAAGAAAGGAGAAUCAGUUAAGAAGAUGCGAGAGGAGAGUGGUGCACGUAUCAACAUCUCAGAAGGGAAUUGUCCUGAGAGAAUUAUCACUUUGGCUGGACCCACUAAUGCCAUCUUUAAAGCCUUUGCUAUGAUCAUUGACAAACUGGAAGAGGAUAUCAGCAGCUCUAUGACCAAUAGCACAGCUGCCAGUAGACCCCCAGUCACUCUAAGGCUGGUGGUCCCUGCUAGUCAGUGUGGCUCUCUCAUUGGAAAAGGUGGUUGCAAGAUCAAGGAAAUCCGAGAGAGUACAGGGGCCCAGGUCCAGGUGGCAGGGGAUAUGCUCCCUAACUCAACUGAGCGGGCCAUCACCAUUGCUGGCAUUCCGCAAUCCAUCAUUGAGUGUGUCAAACAGAUCUGCGUGGUCAUGUUGGAGACUCUCUCCCAGUCCCCCCCGAAGGGCGUGACCAUCCCGUACCGGCCCAAGCCGUCAAGCUCUCCAGUCAUCUUUGCAGGUGGUCAGUUGACCAAGCUGCACCAGUUGGCAAUGCAACAGUCUCAUUUUCCCAUGACACAUGGCAACACCGGAUUCAGUGCAGGUUUGGAUGCAUCUGCUCAGACUACUUCUCAUGAACUCACCAUUCCAAACGAUUUGAUUGGCUGCAUAAUUGGGCGUCAAGGCGCUAAAAUCAAUGAGAUCCGUCAGAUGUCUGGGGCGCAGAUCAAAAUUGCGAACCCAGUGGAAGGAUCUACUGACAGGCAGGUUACCAUCACUGGAUCUGCUGCCAGCAUUAGUCUGGCUCAAUAUCUAAUCAAUGUCAGUUUAGAAAACGCUAAACCCUCCUCCCAGGCAGCCUCCGUCACGAUCCCUGAUCACCUCAGCAUCAACCUCUCUCAACCCUCCACCCCUUCUUCUUCUUCUUCCUCCUCCACCACCACCCCCUCGCUCGCCACAGCGGGGACCUCCGACGCACCCUCCAGCCUCCCCAACCCUCUUCCGACCGCCCCUUGUGUCUCCAGUCUGCUUGGCAUGAAACCCAUCCCUCUCCUGGCUCUAAAUGUUGUGUCUGCUGCUAAGGGUACCGGGGCUUCAGCUGCCACCACCACCACCUCUGCCGUGCCAUGUGUAACUAACAAACUGAAAGGCGAGAAACAGAGAUUCUCCCCCUACUGAGUGCAUAUCUUGAGGCACCUCCUAAAGUGUUUAUUGGCUCAUUUUGUUUUCCUUUGUUAAUAUUGGUGAGAACCAAACUAUUGUGAGCUUGUUACCGUCUUACUACUUUGGGGGAUAACUGGGUGUGGGGGGGAACCAGGGGUAAAGGUAAUCCUUGUUUAGGUUUAGGCCAUUUCAGCAGAGUGCCUGUUUCAGAGUCUGACAUGUUGAAAUCUUUAUCUAGAGCCACAGUUCUUACUCUUUCUCAUUCUGUUACCUUUUUUUGUAGCUUUAUUCUGCCUUGCUAUAUAAUACUGUGUUAGGCUCUGUGUUAAUGAAUAAAAGCUUCUCCAUUAACCUUUUUUUUUUUUUUUUAAUUAUUUAAUGGUUAAGCUAUCAGCAGGCCUUAUUGGCCAGAUUUGUGUUUCUAGCGAUAAUAAAGUUGCCACAGUAAGAACCUUAGUUCACCAUGCGUGUGCUGUGACGGGUAAAAGGGUGGGCAUUUGUGAUGUGUGGCUAGUCAACUUGAAAGUGUGUACAACUGAAUUGGGCUUUACUGUAUCCAGGUUAAUUUUUUUAUAAUUCUUUGUCAGUAUUCCCACAAAAAGAGAAGGGCCUUUGGCAAUUUAGAUACUAAGGUUCCUUCAGAAUUGGCAAGAAGCUUCAGCAGACAGUUUCUUAGAUUCCUUACCUUGCCAGCAGCAUCAGGUAACAGGGGUGUCCAUCCCAGGGUGUUUGCUCUGGUGAAUGGCUACUGUGAGGCUCUCUCCUAAGACAUACAUACAAAGAACUUACUUCUUUUACCCAGAAUGGUGGGUAAGUGGGUAAGUCAAAGUUAGGCAACUUCUGUCUACACUCCUCUUAUCAAACAGGAAGUUUUUGAACACCAACCUGUGACAUUACCCAGAACUUGACAGAAUAUUUAGUGGUUACCCUAAGUUAAGUCUUGAUCAGUCAGGCAAAGUUCUUUUACCUUUCUGUUUCCUGUGUACCUUCUCACAGACAUUGUCAUGAAUAGGAAAUUAUAUGCUUUUGAAAGAACCUUAGGGAUUCACUAGCCAUCAGACCUGUUCUUAGCAAGAAAAAAAUUAAAAAUAAAUUAGAUUGUGUAAGUGACUGACCAGAACUAAUAGUUUCUUUUUCUUUCUUUCUGUCUUUUUUUCUUUUUGGUAGUAGUUUGGGUUUGAACUUAGGCUUGCUUCAUGCUUGCUAGAUAGGCACUCGACUACUUGAGCUGUGCCUCCAGCCCCAGGACUAAUAACUUUUGCUUCAUUCAGUGUAAUUGCCUCUGUGAUUAUUCAUUCCCCUCCUCCCCUCAAUUAUUCAUUUUCUUUUUUGGUGUUGGGACUUGAACCUAGUACGUGCAUAAUGUGCUCUACCACUAAGCUACACUUCCAGAUGCUUUUGUACACUUUUAUUUCUUUUGGUGGUAUUGGCAUUUGAACUUUGGGCCUGAUGCUUGCUAGGCAGGCGCUCUACCACUUGAGCUAUUCCUCCAGCCCAGUUGUUCACUUUUUUAUCUCAAGAUGGAAACAUGUCUGUUACCAUAAAAGAAUAGAGAUGAUGGGCUGGGGGAGUCAGCUUAGGCAGUGAUAGAGCAUUUGUGAGGCUCCAGGUUUGAGCCCCAAGACGGUGGAAAAACAGUAAUAAAAUUAGAAUUCUCUAGAUCUUAUGGCAGAAGACCUCUUACUUUUUUCCAUUCAACCAGAAUCUUUUCUUUUUUGGGUGGUACUGUGUCUUGAACUCAGGGCCUACAUCUUGAGCCACUCCACCAGCCUUUUUUUUUUGUAAUGGGUUUUUCAAGAUGGGGGUCUCUGAAACUUUGCCAGGGCUGGCUUCAAAUCACAAUCCUCCUGGAUCUCUGGGAUUACAGACAUGAACCACCAAUGCCCGGCUUCUUUCUUUUGGUAAGGGUGAUAGAACCCAGGGAAUCACACCACUUGAAUGCUCUACCACUUGAACUUCAGCCUCCACCUCCUCUUGGGGAUUAUAUUUUAUUUUUGAGUCUUUGCCCUGGCUGGCAUCAAACUCAAGAUUCUCCAGCCUCUCUCCUGAGCUGCUGGGAAUUAAUACCUGGCACCACCAUACCUGACUUCAACCAAAGUACAUUAUACAGAAACUACUUCCCCAGGCAGUAAAGACCUCAGUUUCUCUGAUCUAAAUACUAACCAGAGAUUUGUUUUAUGAUCUUUUCCUACAUCUCCUUUUGGUGAUGGUAGUGUUUCUCCAUCCCAUACUGGGUUUAUUGAAUUAGUGUUAAUAUACUCCUCCAAGUGUGCAUGAAGUAUUGGAAGAACAAAUUUCUACUUUAUUGUCCAGAUAGCAGUUUACAUGUGUUCCAGCUCCCCUUUGGGUAAACUUCAUGUAUUUACCAUGCUUGCUGGGCACCGUUGGCUCAUGCUUGUAAUUCUAACUACUCAAUAGGAUCACAAUUUGAAGCCAGCCCUAGUAAAUGGUUCAUGUGACCUUAUAUCGAAAAAAACCUAUCACAAAAAAGAGCUGGUGGAGUGGCUUAAGGUGUAGUCCCAGUGUUCAAAGCCCAGUACUGCCUCAAAAAUCCCCCAGGGUCUUGGUCUUUUAGUUUAUCCUAAUUGUUGAUUGGAAGGCAUCUUAACCUAAUGAAUAUUCCCUAAAGAGAAGGAUUGCUGGGAAGAAAUCUAGAUUUUCGAGGGCUAUCAACCUUCUGCUAAGUUCUAGGUAUGAGGUGUUACAUUUUUUUUUUAAACUUGGAGCUCCCCCCAAUGUGUUCCUUCUGUCCUGAGCACUGAAUGUAUUUCUGGUUUGAUUACCUCCCUUCUAUACACACACACACAGUUUGUGUACUGGACAGUUUUUUUUAAGAAUUCUGAGAGUUCUGGAAGUUUUUGAGCUUUCUAGAUAGAGUGCUGUGAUCUUGUAUGAUUUGCUUUUUCCUUUAGAUCAUUGAUAAAACAUGUAGCCAAUAGUUCCUUCCUUAAAACUUUGGUUCCCAACUAAUUCAAAGCUUUUGUUUGCCU
Molecule: messenger RNA, 4378 nt
Organism: Castor canadensis (American beaver)
Lineage: Eukaryota; Metazoa; Chordata; Mammalia; Rodentia; Castoridae
Source: RefSeq, a predicted model, not a curated record